Messenger RNA from Ostreococcus tauri, 978 nucleotides. Its product is annotated as Diacylglycerol acyltransferase. The transcript has a single exon. Gene Ontology annotation, biological process: triglyceride biosynthetic process. Gene Ontology annotation, molecular function: diacylglycerol O-acyltransferase activity. Lineage: Eukaryota; Viridiplantae; Chlorophyta; Mamiellophyceae; Mamiellales; Bathycoccaceae. Gene Ontology annotation, cellular component: endoplasmic reticulum membrane. The record is from RefSeq and is a predicted model, not a curated record. Bases 1 to 978 code for a protein of 325 amino acids.
AUGUCGCGCUCGAUCGUCGAUCACGGCGUGCUGCUCGUGUGGUUGGGGUUGUUCCACGCCCUGGUCGUCGUCGUCGUCGUCGCGAUCGUCGCGCUCGAGCGACGACGCGCGAUGACGGUGCUCGCCGCGUUGAUGUCUUUGAGCGUCGUCCCGCGGCGCAUCCGACCGCGCUGGGGCGUGACGCUGGCGCGCGCGAUCACGCGCACGGCGAAGUCGUAUUUCCCGUGCGCGUUGACGUUUGAGAACGAGGAGGCGUACCUGAAGGGUGCUCGGAAGGGUGUCGGGCGGUUGGUGGGUUUGGAGCCGCACGGAGCGCUGCCGCUCUCGGUGAUCGCGUUCGCGGAUUACUUCAUGUUCGAUGAAGAUGGGAUCGAGGCGAGGGGGAUGAAUCACGCUGCGUCGAUGAAUUCGCGAGCGUUGGCGUCGGGGGCGAUAUUUCACGUCCCGUUGGUGCGACACCUGUGGACGUGGUUGGGAUUGGAACCGAUAUCUCGAAGGCGGAUGACGAGUAUGUUAAGCGACGGUUCGACGUGCGUGAUCGUGCCGGGUGGGGUGGCGGAGUGCAUGGCGAUGGAGAGAGGGGUUGAGACGCUGUAUCUCAAGCGAAGGUACGGGUUCGUGAAGAUUGCGAUACAGACGGGCGCGGCACUCGUGCCGGCGUACACGUUUGGGCAGACGCGGGCGUACAAGUACUGGCGACUCGGUCCGCCGUUGGUGCCGACGUCCGUUGCAAAUUGGUUCUCGAAAACGUUUUCUUUCGCACCCAUGGUUUUUUGGGGAAAGUGGUUCACGCCCAUUCCGUACGCUACCCCUCUGCACACGGUGGUUGGCGAGCUCAUCGAGACCACGCAAAACGACAAUCCGAGUCGCGAGGAGGUGCAGGCAAAGCUUGACGAGUUCAUCGUCGCUAUGCGUUCGCUGUACGACCGACACAAAUCUGCACACGGGUAUGCCGACGUCGACCUCGUCGUGUGCUGA